Messenger RNA from Homarus americanus (American lobster), 648 nucleotides. RefSeq lists its product as uncharacterized. Lineage: Eukaryota; Metazoa; Arthropoda; Malacostraca; Decapoda; Nephropidae. The record is from RefSeq and is a predicted model, not a curated record. The transcript is spliced from 2 exons. The annotation marks the transcript as partial.
CGGGUGUCGCGAGUGGCAGUGCUGGCAGGUGUCUCGCAGUGGCAGUGCUGGCGGGUGUCUCGCAGUGGCAGUGCUGGCGGGUGUCUCAUGAUUGCAGCAGCGUUGGGGGUGUCUCGCGAGUGGCAGCGUUGGCGGGUGUCUCGCAGUGACAGUGCUGGCGGGUGUCUCGCGAGUGGCAGUGCUGGCGGGUGUCUCGCAGUGGCAGCGCUGGCGGGUGUCUCGCAGUGGCAGCGCUGGCGGGUGUCUCGCAGUGGCAGCGCUGGCAGGUGUCUCGCGAGUGGCAGCGUUGGCAGGUGUCUCGCGGAGUGGCAGUGCUGGCGGGUGUCUGCCAGUGGCAGUGCUGGCGGGUGUCUCGCGAGUGGGAGUGCUGGCGGGUGUCUCGCGAGUGGCAGCGUUGGCGGGUGUCUCGCGAGUGGCAGCGUUGGCGGGUGUCUCGCGAGUGGCAGCGUUGGCGGGUGUCUCGCGAGUGACAGUGCUGCACCUUCAAAACCUCCAAGACAGGACCUCCAAAGCCUCCACCAUCAUCAACACCACCUCCAAAACUCGCACCACUUCCACCAUCUCCAAGACCCCCUACCUCCAAAACAUCCAACUCUUCUAAAAUCUCAAAAGACUUCCAACGCCUCCAAAACUUCCAUUACUUCCUAA